AAGUCGCUUUCUUCACCGUCCAAUUGCCCCCUACAUCAAAAUGUAAAUUUGCCGUGUCCAUGCAAGGCUAUUGCAAAUUAUCGUUUUCCGUGCCCAAGAAAAUUCAAACGAACGAAGAAAUUUCGAUCAAAAAUAAUGGAAUUUGUUCUUCGAUCAACUUUGAGAUACAAAAUAAAGAAGAAGAAACCAAGAAAGCCUACUGCACUACAGCUGUUGCCGCCUUCGUCGUCUACUCGUCUUCUUCCUUAUUUACUCGCCACUUUUGUACUCUCGUCCUCGACCACCUGUAGAAUCUUAGGCAGGCGAAACAAAAGAUUACAGCAGAUCGAGACACGCCAUUGGAGCUCGAUCUAUGGCCGUUUCUGAUCUCACACACCCAGGGCUGGCUGUUGUGAUCAUGGGAGUCAGUGGCUGCGGUAAAUCUUGGCUAAUUCUAGGCGCAUCAAAUAUAAACAUAAACCAUCAGACGAGAAAGAUGUGGAUGUUGCUGCGUCCUUCUCUUUUCAUGGCACUGCAACAAACUGGAGACAGCAAGAUCUUGCGUUUUCUGAAAUGGUUUCGGGAUGUAACUCUCAAACCAGAUUUUGGAAUAGCCCUGACAGUAGCUGCACUGCUUGCUGAAACCUUAGGUUGCAGCUUCAUCGAAGCAGACGACUACCAUUCUCAGGCAAACAAAGCAAAGAUGAGCAAGGGCAUCCCUCUCACCGACGACGACCGCAUCCCGUGGCUGGAGUCCCUCCGCGACGCCAUGAGGGAGCGGCUGGAUGGUGGCGAGGACGUCGCCGUCAGCUGCUCGGCAUUGCAGCAGAAGUACAGGGAGAUCCUCAGGGAAGGAGACAGCAGCUACAGGUCAGGUUCAGGGAGCUACUCCAGCUGCAGGGUGAAGUUUGUCUGCCUGGAGGCAUCAGCAGAGGUGAUUGCUGAGAGGAUCAGGAGGAGAUCCAUGGAAGGGGAGCAUUUCAUGCCGGCGAGCUUGCUGCAGAGCCAGCUCGACCUGCUGCGGAUCGACGAGGCGGAGGGGAUCACCGAGGUCGAUGCCACGGUGCGCCCCGACGCCAUAGUCAAAAACACCAUUGUUCAGUUCAGGGAGCAGCUAGCAUCCACUGUGUGCUGAUUGGGUCCUCACUAUUUCCAAAUUCAGUUUCACAGUGUCAGACAGAUUUAUCACUCCAUUUCCAUAACCCAUUUAUCAUGUAAAGAACAUCAGGAUUUGCAAACCAUCACAACCAAGCUUUCUUCAACA
Messenger RNA from Oryza brachyantha (malo sina), 1243 nucleotides. RefSeq names its product gluconokinase. The record is from RefSeq and is a predicted model, not a curated record. The transcript has 6 exons. Gene Ontology annotation, molecular function: gluconokinase activity. Bases 353 to 1114 code for a protein of 253 amino acids. Gene Ontology annotation, cellular component: cytoplasm. NCBI's taxonomy places the organism in Eukaryota, Viridiplantae, Streptophyta, Magnoliopsida, Poales, Poaceae.